Molecule: messenger RNA, 776 nt
Organism: Patiria miniata (bat star)
Lineage: Eukaryota; Metazoa; Echinodermata; Asteroidea; Valvatida; Asterinidae
Exons: 4
Coding region: 231-746 (171 amino acids)
Source: RefSeq, a predicted model, not a curated record
UAUGGACCGUUCCGGCCUGUUAAUCAAACAGUGCGCGUUAGCCAAUUAGAUAACGCAUUUUGGUCAGGUGACCACGGAAACUUGACAACCGUUGCUAACUGUCGUGAUCCGCCAUGACCUCGGUCAAACUCGGUCACAUGCAGUGUAAAAACGUACACAAACCAAUGGGGGUCGACGGUGCGCGGCAUCGUUUUUCAACGUAAAAUGGGGCUUUCUGUGAAUUUAAAAACAUGGUCAAAAUAUGUUGCUACGGUACAUGUAAGUCAGACACCAGGCAUCCGGAUCCACGUCAUAAAGUAAUCUUUUUCCCUUUCCCAAAAACAAAAUCAAACCGUGAAAAAUGUUUACGAUGGAUUAAAGCCUGUGGACGUCCCCAUUCAGAUCUGAAUGUGUACAAAAUCAACAAGGACAAAUACGUGUGUUCCAAGCAUUUCAAAGAACCAAGCUCAAUCUAUCCAGACCCCAUACCGGCAGAUGGGAGUGCCAUCUUUAAAGCCAGGAGGCCUCCACUCAAACGUAUUCUUAACCUAGAAAACAGUGGGCAGUCAUCUGAUGAAAGGAAUCAAAAGGAAUUAUCGAGUGUACCUGACAAAAAGCCUGCUGAAGUUAAACAUGGCAUGUUACAAUCUGGUCUUGAACUACUGUCAGCAGCUUCAACAAUUCGUGACUUGGAAAGAGAAAAUGCAGGUUUGAAGAAGGAUCUUGCUGCCAAGGUGUUGGGGUGCAUGAGGGGGAGAAAACCGUGAACAGGCCAUCAUCAAGUAAGCCAUCAGACA